Camponotus floridanus (Florida carpenter ant) is the source of this 2821-nucleotide messenger RNA. RefSeq names its product protein bfr2. Lineage: Eukaryota; Metazoa; Arthropoda; Insecta; Hymenoptera; Formicidae. The record is from RefSeq and is a predicted model, not a curated record. The transcript has 7 exons. The coding region runs from base 212 to 1975 and encodes 587 amino acids.
UAGCCUCGUGUGAUGUAUUCGCGUCGAAAGGACACUCGCUGUGUGAGUUUUGUUCCCUGCGUCGUCAUUCUUCGAGUCUUCCUUCAUUCCGAUUCGUCGCAACUCGUUACUUCCGGGUACCGAUGCCGUUGCUUCUUGGCUCGCGAGAUCGAACGAAGUUAAUGUGAAGUCCUAGAAAUAUAGCUCCAGAUUUUUACCUUUUGAAAGAGCCAUGAGAUUAGCGGCAGUGUUGACGUUGAUGUGCUGUCUGGCGAUAGGGUCGCUCGCCUCGCCGGUAGCCAAGAUCACUGACAGCAAAGUGUCGACUCAGAAUCUCGUUGCAACUGGCAGGCAAUCUCCCGCGGCAGCUGCCCCCGCUGCCCCCGCUGCUGACGACGACGACGACGACGACGACGAUGAUGAUGACGACGACGUCGAUCUAGAUAUCACCGGAGAUGACGAUGACGAUGACGAUGACGAUGACGACGAUGACGAUGACGACGAUGACGACGGCGAUUACUUGGAGCGUUUUAUCGAAGAUAUACUUGGAGGAGAAGACGACGAUGACGAUGACGAGGACGAAGCCCCACCGGCUGCAGCUGCCGCACCUGCCGCGGCCGCGGCCGCGGCUUCUUCACCUGUAGCCCCCGUGAAUUCACCACAGGUACCGCUCGCCGUGGCGGCCGAUUUGAGCCAAGAGGCCGCCGAGGAUGCCGCGGCGGCAGCUGAGUCGGCUGGCGACGAUUCCGGUAGCUACGAAGACGAGGGCGAUGCCGAGGGCCAAGCCGCGUCCAACGUUCACGAGUCGACGCUCGAAGCUGCCGAGUCCAUCUCGAAUCAGGUUUCGGUAAACGCAUUGGACGGGCCGGUCGCUCCUGCUGCCCCAGCCUCCAGCGAGGAAGACGACGACGAUGACGACGACGAUGACGACGACGUAGGCCUAGAUAUUACGGAGGAGGACGACGAUGACGAUGAUAGCGAGGAGGACGACGAUGACGACGAUGAUGAGGAUGAUGAAGUGGAUGAGAUCGCCGAUAUUGCCAGCGCUAGACACGCACGUGCAGAACCGAGUGGCUUCGUACCGGCAAUUUACGUAAUAAAAUACAAUCGUUUUGUCGAUCAAAUUCUUGGCAAGAUCAACAAUAUUCUCCGCGCCAAUUACGAACCGGUAACUGUAAAAUUAACGAACUCGAAUUCGAGCAAGUCGAAUAAGAACAAAAACAAGAGUAAGAAGAAGGGUAACAAGAAGAACGGCACCAAGAAGAGCGCCUCAAGGCCAAUCGACACGUCCGCCGUCACUGAAAAAGGCGUCAGCGAAAACGACGUUGAGAAAGUAAUACAAGCUACUGAGCUCGCCAUAACGGAAACGCCAGCAAUAACGGAAAAGGAAAUGAUCUCAUCGCUCGCGCUGGAAUCUUCUACCGAAUCCAACAUGAGGUCCAGACGUACGUCCAACAGCAAUAAUACCAAUAAAAUCAUAAACGAACGAAACAAGAAUCGUAAACGAACGAAAAACAAGACGAAGACUAAAAAAGGAAGUACAGGAAGCAACAACAAGAACAAGAAGAAGUCCACCAAGAGCAGACCGAAAGCGAGAGCCACUCUAUACGGAUUGGCGUCCCUGCAGAGAACGGGCGACGUAUCGGUGAACAUGAUGAGCGAUCACACGACCAUCAAGACCAAGUUCAGCCUGGGACCGCUCGUAUUGAAAGUCGAGAAGGAAUUCGGCCGAGCCGCGAAGAAGGAACUGAGGAGCGCGACCGCCACCACGGCCGAGAUGUCCGGCAAGUUGAGUCUACGCGUGUUGCACGGAGGCGCGGCGACGCUGCAUUCUAUUCGGGUUUUGCAACCUAAACAGGUUCGAGUGGAAAGCCAGGAUGAUCACGAUAGAACGCGGGAAUUUGUAUGGAAGAGAUCGUCGCAUAUCGCACAUUUGGUGUCGCAGAAACUUUCUUCGGCCACCAGGUCGAUGCUUCGACCACCGCCUGCCGCUUAAACUACAUCUAUUCCUUGGUCCAACUGAAAUCGCUAAUAUUCGACAUCGAAGUAUCAAUGAAUGAAUGAUCGAACGUAACACGCGAUACGUACAAUCAUUUUAAUGAUACAUCAUUGAUUAUCGGAUGGUCAUCGAAAUCGCGUUGUUCGACUUUGACGGAUGUACAAUUAAUUAAAUUCGGAUUAAAUAAUGCGCAUUGAUUAUCUCUUUCCUCACUCGCGAAAUAAUGCGAAACAAGAAGCAAUUCAUAGAGAAAUAUGUAAAAAAUGUCCCACUGUUAUUUUCAAAUAAUCGAUUUAUUUGGCCAAUCCAAGAGUCGAUUUUCUCGGCAAAAAACUUGUGAUUCUCGAGCGAUUAAAAUAAAAUUUCUGUUUCUUGCUUUAAGUAAAAAUUCUGUUAACAGAAAGAUAAAUGACAAAUUUAUAUUUUUCAAUCAAUUUCAAGUAGGCUUAUCAACGGAAUCUUAAUUUGAGAUUAAAAGAUUUAUUAAAUAUGUAAAAUUACAAUUAUUGAUUGAGUUUUAACAUUUAAAAAAAUGACUCCACAAAUUGUUCAAAGGAUUUAAAAAUAAAAUAGCGGAAGAGGAACAUCUCCUAUAUAUUAUAAAUUUCAUGUUGGACCAAUUUCAGGCGAUUAUACUUUACUUAUUAUUUAUUUAUUUAUUUGUCACAUAGUUUGUAAUUUGCCUUCAGAAAGUCUGAUAUAUGUACUCUAGGAAUGUGGUUAAAUAUUAAAAUAUGUAGGUGCGCGCAAGCCAUUAUAUGAAUUAAGUUCUGUUUGGACAAGUGUAAACAGAAACCUCUGUCGCCAGAAAAUCUUAGAUUACAGAAUAUAUAUUAUAAUUAC